AUGCAGUUCAAGACGCUUGCUCUCUACGUCGGUGCCGUCCUUGCGGCCGCCGCUCCUGCUGCUAUGGCCGCGCCCUCGUCGCCAACCUGUGGUAACACCUACACUGCUGCCGAGCACAUCGAACAGCACCUGGGUCUCAAGAUUUCGGAGCUCAGCAACAGCUCCAGAAACAGCACCAACUCGAAAUUCAGGGUGAACGCCGCCUCGGUCUCGGCCAGCAUCCCCAUCUACUUUCACGUCAUCACUGACGGCACCAACGGAAAGCUCACCUCAUCGCAGAUCAACAGUCAGAUCUCGGCAAUGAACAGCGGCUACUCCGGCACCGGUCUUUCGUUCUACCUUGCUGGCAGUGAGACCACCACCAACUCGAAUUGGUUCAACAAUGUCAACCAGGGCACCUCUGCCGAGCGUGCCAUGAAGUCGGCGCUUAGGAAGGGCGGUGCCAACGCUCUCAACGUCUACACUGUCAGCUUCGGAGGCUCGGGCCUGCUGGGCUACGCCACGUUCCCUUGGGACUACAACUCGAACCCUAGCAACGACGGCGUUGUCAUGCUCUACUCGACGACGCCUGGUGGAUCUACCACCAACUACAACCAAGGCAAGACGCUCGUUCACGAGGCCGGCCACUGGGUGGGUCUCUACCACGUGUUCCAGGGCGGUUGCUCGGGCAGCGGUGACUACGUCGACGACACUCCUCCCCAGUCGACUGCCACCAACGGUUGCCCGACCGGUCAAGACUCUUGCUCCGGUGGUGGCGUCGACUCGAUCCACAACUACAUGGACUACUCUUACGACUCUUGCAUGACCGGAUUCACCUCGGGCCAGACCACUCGUCUCAGCGCUGCCAUGAGCUCGUACCGUCUGUAG
Sporisorium graminicola is the source of this 867-nucleotide messenger RNA. RefSeq lists its product as uncharacterized. Gene Ontology annotation, molecular function: metallopeptidase activity. The transcript has a single exon. The record is from RefSeq and is a predicted model, not a curated record. The coding region runs from base 1 to 867 and encodes 288 amino acids. Lineage: Eukaryota; Fungi; Basidiomycota; Ustilaginomycetes; Ustilaginales; Ustilaginaceae.